Molecule: messenger RNA, 1858 nt
Organism: Labeo rohita (rohu)
Lineage: Eukaryota; Metazoa; Chordata; Actinopteri; Cypriniformes; Cyprinidae
Product: GTPase IMAP family member 8-like
Exons: 3
Coding region: 67-1656 (529 amino acids)
Molecular function (GO): GTP binding
Source: RefSeq, a predicted model, not a curated record
AUUCACACUGAGAGACUGAACUACUGCUGUGAAACUUACAGAUAUCAGCCAGAACAACACAGAGACAUGAAUCCAAAACAUACAGAGCUGAGGAUGGUGCUAAUUGGAAGAAGUGAAGCUGGAAAGAGUUCAAUAGGCAACGUAAUACUGGGUCGAGAGGCGUUUAAAGAAAGGCGAACCACAGAGAGUGAGAUACAAACAGGGAGAGUAGAAGACAGAAACAUCUCCAUCAUCGACACUCCAGGAUUCUUCAACACUCAACUGACUGAUGAAGAGAUGCGGGAGCAGAUGAUGAAGAGUCUUACUCUCGCUCAUCCUGGUCCUCACGUGUUCCUGCUCGUCAUCAGACUCGACAGAUUCAUAGAAGACGUGGUGAAGAUCGUAAAAAAGAUUCAUGAGCACUUUGGAAAGGACGCUUUCAGGUUCACCAUGGUGCUGUUCACCGGAAGAGAGGCGAUGUCCAAGCGAGAAUGGAUCGAGUUCAGGCUGGACAGAAAAACUAGAGAACUCCUGAGCUUCUGUGAAGAGAAAUGCCAUGUGAUCAUUCAUAAAAACAAGAGAGAUAGGAAGCAGAUUGCAAGCCUGUUAGAGAAUAUCGAUGAAGUGGUAUGGAAGAAUGGACGAGAACAUUAUGUUAAAGAGAUCUGUGUGAAGAAUAGUCAAGAUGAAACUAAACAAAACGAUGGAAAAGAGAUCAGUCUAGACCAGCAAAUAACAAGUCAAGAGAAAGAGAAGAACGGAGAAGAAGAAAACAGAGCAGAGCAUCAGAUUACAGAAGAAGAGAUAGAAAACGAUGUUCAGAAAGACCAAAGAGCUAUAAAUGAGAGUGAAAAAAUAUCUCCAGAAGGAAAUCAAAGCAACCAAAAACAUGAAACGUGUUUGAUCGGGGAGAAGAAAGAGACACCAGAAAAUAAUUCAGUAAACGUGUCUGAUCUGAGGAUUGUUUUUCUGGGUAAAAGUGGAUCUGGAAAGAGCUCGGCAGCAAACACCAUCCUGGGCAAAGAUGCGUUCAGAAUCAAUAUGAGUCUCCCAUCAAGCACUCAAACCUGUGAGAAACAAGAAGCACACGUGUGUGGAAGACACAUCUCAGUGAUCGACACUCCAGGACUGUUUGAUCCAUCGAUGACGAGAGACCAAAUGCAGGCUGAAAUACAAAAGUGUGCAGAGGUGUCUGCUCCUGGCCCUCAUGUGUUUCUGCUGGUCAUCAGACUGGACAAGAAAUGUACAGAUGAGGAGAAAAACACAGUGAAAUGGAUUCAGGAGAACAUCGGAGAAGAUGCUUUACGCCACACCAUCAUUCUGUUCACUCACACUGAUCAUCUGAAGGAAAAAUCAUUAGAUGAGUAUAUUAGAGACACUCCAGAUCUACAGGCAUUUACUGAGAGUUUCUGUGGCAGAUUUCACUCAUUAAACAAUAAAAACAUGGAGAAUCACUCUCAGGUCACUGAACUGCUGGAGAAGAUUGAAAAGAUGGUGGAGAGCAAUGGAGGGAAGCACUACACCAAUGAGACAUUUGUGAAAUAUCAGGAAGAGACUGACAGUGAGAAAGAGGAGAAAGUCAAAGAAAGCCCAUCAAAUUGGUUGAAAGGAAUGUUUGUUUUGUUCGUAGGGGCACUAGCAGCUGCAGCGGUAGCUAAAAGUGGACUUGAAGGAUGAAGAACAUCUGGAACAACAGGAGGAAACAAAUAUGAACAAACAGCUGGAAAAUAAUUUUUAUUUGUCUUCAAUGUUACAGAUUCUAACAAUAUUAGUGGAUUAAAUUAUGUAUGUUUCAAAAUUAUUUAUUAGGCUGGACCUAAAGAGUGAAUGGCUCAUCAAACAUAACAAGAAUGUUAAAAAAAGUUACAUGAUUUCAGAC